This is a messenger RNA of Echinococcus granulosus, 2205 nucleotides long. Its product is annotated as Intraflagellar transport protein. Lineage: Eukaryota; Metazoa; Platyhelminthes; Cestoda; Cyclophyllidea; Taeniidae. Bases 1 to 2205 code for a protein of 734 amino acids. Gene Ontology annotation, cellular component: intraciliary transport particle B; centrosome; cilium. The transcript has 17 exons. Gene Ontology annotation, biological process: cilium assembly. Gene Ontology annotation, molecular function: protein binding. The record is from RefSeq and is a predicted model, not a curated record.
AUGGCCAUUGAGUUUUUUCUAGCUUGUGUUGUGUGGAUUUCAAAUGAUGAGGUGAUUUCAGCUGGUGAUGACCAUGAAAUGAAACUGUGGCGCCUUAGUAAGAAGCAGCACUCGACCUUGCUCACUCUUCCCGAAAGCCUCUUUCCUGUAGCCAUAGCAGCAUGUCCACCCAAGUUGGUUGCAGCAGGCCUGAAUAAAAGUGCCGCUAUCAAUACCUUUGCAGUUUCAUCUACUGAUGGGUACUUUCACCUAGUCAACAAGAGCGGUCGAGUUGAGAAAAGUGUUGAGGCACAUCGAGGUGCCGUCUUAGGUCUCAGGUGGAGUUAUAAUGGCGACUCUUUUGCAACCUGUGGUGAAGAUGGACAGGUAAAGGUCUGGUCUCGCAGCGGCAUGCUGCGUUUGACACUAGUUCAGAAGAAUCUAUCUGUUUAUGCCUUGGCGUGGGGGCCCAAGUCAGAGCAGAUUGUUCAUACAUCUGGGAAACAAUUGACGAUCAGAACUAUUCGAUCGAACGCAACAUCACUUACGUGGACGGCACAUGAUGGACUUAUCUUGAAGGUUGACUGGAAUCCAAUCAAUGAUUUGCUCAUAUCUGGUGGCGAGGAUUGCAAAUAUAAGGUGUGGGAUAGUUUUGGUCGCCUUCUUUUUUCAAGCCAAGUGCACAAUUAUCCUAUCUGCUCAUUGGCGUGGAAGCCCACUGGCGAUCAGUUUGCCGUUGGUAGCUACAACUUUCUUCAGCUGUGUGACAAACUUGGUUGGUCACAGAAUGUCCAGAAGCCGAAGACGGGAAGCCUUCUUGACUUGGCCUGGUCUCCAAACGGAGCAAACUUAGCCGCUGCAAGUGGCAAUGGUAGCGUGAUUUUCGCGCACCCUGUUGGCUGUCGUUUAGAGUGGGCCGGAUUCGAGGUGGUGCUCACCGACAUCAGCUCAAUCACGGUCACAAAAGUCUGCGACGACUCUGUUGAAAGUCUGCAGUUCUGUCAGCCGGUGCUCCACUUCUCCUUGGCAUAUGGGCACCUUACCGCGCUAACUAUAAAUCAGUGCUACAUUUACAGUGUUUUUAUGCUGGUCGACUGGGGCACCUUGCUCAUCUAUAACUACAGUGGACGACUCAUCUCCUCCGUGAAGAAUGCUUCCGUGCGGACUGACUUCGUCUAUCCUGGAUGCAUUGCCCUCAGCAGCGACACAAUUGCCACAAAGGAUUCGGAGGACGAAAAAGCAAUACACCUGUUCGAAGCGAAUUCCGGGAAGCCAGUUGGUGAUGGGAAACCUAUAAUCCAUGCAGCUGAUGUCAUGACACUGGGAUUGAAUCAGAAGGAAUCUGUAGCAGAACGGCGCCUUGCUAUUCUUGACAGAAACAAGGAUCUCUUUAUUUACCAAGUACGUGUUUACGGUCGCAGCAGACCAAUGAUUAAAUUGGGAAGCGUGGUCUCAGCAUUCAUGUGGUCUGGGACUCAAAACUUCCUCGCCGCGAUCAAGAAUGAAAAACUCACUAUUUGGUACUACCCAACAGUCUCCUUCGUGGACAAAGAGCUCCUCGACCUCACUGUGGAGGAAAAGAAUGUGGUGGAAGGUGGUGGAAAAUACUGCACAUUGAAUGGCUUUAACGAUAACCAUGUGACCAUUCGCCGACCAGAGGGCACCAUAGUGGCUUCUUCCAUCUCACCCUACCCGGCUCUGCUUUACGCUCUCACGUCCAAAAACAAGUGGACUCAAGGUACACAGCUUUGCCGUAACGCAAAGGACCCCUUGUUGUGGGCCUGUCUUGCUGGCUUGGCUAUGGCGACGCGGAGAUUGGACCUUGUUGAGGAUGCUUAUGCGGCACUCAAUAAGGCGGAUAAAGUCGAGCAUAUAAAAAGCAUACGGGAAAUGGCUUCGAAAGAGGCUCAAAGUGCACAGACACUUCUUCUUGCGGGACAACCAAAGGAAGCUGAACGAACACUUUUACAAGCAGGCCUUCAAUUCAGUGCGGUGAUGCUCAAUCUUGCGCAAUUUAAAUGGGAAAGGGCCCUGGAGCUAGCUAACAAAAAUGAGUUAUCAAUAGCUAUUGUGCUGUCAGCACGACACCAUUAUCUCUCCAAAAUAGGGCGACCAGAAAACAUCCAGUCCUUCCUGAACAGCCAACAUCAGAAGAUAAUGGAUGAAGAAACAUUGAAAAGAACUGUCGAGGAGGGAUAUCAAAGAGAGGCCACUCGCAAAACAUGA